AAGCUGCUGCGCUGAUAGUGUCUUCCGCAUAUACCGUCAAACACACGCCUCCUUCAAAGAGGCUGCACAGAGGACGCUUCUGCACAGUCACGCAGGACCAUUGAAGGCGUAAAGAAAGAUAUCUGGAAAAAGACGAAGACAAGGAAAAAAGAAAGACUAAAAAAAGAGUAAGCUGACAGCUCAUGGCUCCACCCAUGUUCCCACAGAAGAUGCCGGGUGAAUCAAUUAUUCGUAUCCCUCCUCACCACUACAUCCAUGUGCUGGAUCAGAACACUAACAUCGCCCGGGUCGAGACCGGACCCAAGACCUACAUCCGGCAGGACAAUGAGAGGGUCCUGUUUGCCCCGAUGAAGAUGACGAUGGUUCCGCCCCGGCACUACUGUGUGAUUCAGAACCCUGUGCUGCGCGACGCUGACGGGCGCAUCGAGUUCGACCAACUGGGGCAGGCCAAGCUGCGGCACGCGGACCUGGAGAUCCGACUCGCCCAGGAGCCCUUCCCCCUGUACCCCGGAGAGGAGCUGCAACAGGACCUGACCCCUCUGCAGGUGGUGUUCCCCAACACGGCCCUGCGGCUGCAGGCUCUGCUGGACUUCGAGGAUGACCAGGGGGACAAGAGAGUGGCCGGAGAUGAGUGGCUGUUUGAGGGGCCGGGCACCUACAUCCCUCGGAAGGAGGUGGAGGUUGUGGAGACGAUCCGGGCCACGGUGAUCCGACACAACCAGGCCAUCCGACUGCGAGCCAGGAAAGAGGGGAGAGACAGAGGAGGAGUGGAGAGAGUGACUGGGGAGGAGUGGCUUGUUCGGAAGGUGGGUGCCUACCUGCCCGGGGUUCACGAGGAGGUGAUAGACAUCGUGGACGCCUUCGUGCUCACUGACAAGAAAGCGCUCCAUGUGCGCGCUGUGCGUCCGUUCCGUGACGCCGGGGGUGUGGACAGGCGGACGGGGGAGGAGUGGCUGAUCACGCACAGCCAGAGGGAGGCGCACAUCCCCGACGUAUCGGAGGAAGUGGUGGGCGUGGUCGAGGUCACGACCCUGGGCAGCCGGCAGUACUGCGUCAUCCUGGACCCUGUUGGGAGGGACGGGAAACCCCAACUGGGGCAGAAGCGAGUCGUCAAGGGGGAGAAGUCCUUCUUCCUGCAGCCCGGAGAGUGCUUGGAAAACGGGAUUCAGGAUGUCUUCAUCCUUUCUGAGCAGGAGGGUUUGGUGCUGAGAGCAGUGGAGGCUUUCACUGAGGCGCAGGGGCAGGUGGAGAGAGGUGAGGAGGAAGAGGAGGAGGAGGAGGGGGAGGGGGGUGCGGGGGGCGUGUCCCGUCGCCCCGGCGAUCGCUGGAUGCUCCGGGGACCCCUGGAGUACGUCCCCCCUGUGGAGGUGGAGGUGCAGCUGAGGCGCCAGGCGAUACCCCUCGACGAAAACGAGGGCAUCUAUGUGCGGGACAUCAAGAGCGGCAAGGUGCGUGCUGUCAUUGGUCAGACCUACAUGCUGACCCAGGACGAGGAGCUGUGGGAGAAGGUGCUCCCCCCCAACGUGGAGGCCCUCCUGGCCACGGCCCGGGACCCUCUCGCUGACCGCUCGGACAGAGAGAGCGGGAGUAAGGGGAGGGUCGAGCGAAACCGGACCAUGGUGGUGUCGUACAGGGUGCCUCACAAUGCGGCUGUGCAGGUGUACGACUACCGGGAGAAGAAAGCCAGGGUGGUGUUUGGCCCUGAGCUGGUCAUGCUGGGCCCGGACGAGCAGUUCACGGUGAUCAGCCUCUCGGGAGACAAACCCAAGAGAUCCAACGUCAUCAAAAGCAUCUGCCUGCUGCUGGGGCCGGACUUCUGCACUGACAUCAUCAACAUAGAGACUGCCGACCACGCCCGACUGCAGCUGCAGCUCUCCUACAACUGGCACUUCGAUCUGAAGGACAAGUCCAACCCAGCUGAGGGCUUCCGGAUCUUCAGCGUUCCCGAUUUCAUCGGAGAUUCCUGCAAAGCCAUCGCCUCCCGGAUCAGAGGGGCGGUCGCCUCAGUGCAGUUUGACGACUUCCACAAGAACUCAAACAGGAUUAUCUGCUCGGCUGUGUUCGGGUUCGAUGGGGAGAUGAAGGUGCGGGACAGUUUCCGGUUCCCUCAGAACAAUCUGAUGAUCACGAGCGUGGAUAUCCAGUCUGUGGAGCCGGUGGACCAGCGGACCAGAGACUCACUGCAGAAGAGCGUGCAGCUGGCUAUAGAGAUCACCACCAACUCACAGGAGGCAACGGCCAGACACGAGGCAGAGCGUUUGGAGCAGGAGGCUCGCGGCCGGCUGGAGCGGCAGCGGAUCACUGACCAGUCCCAGGCAGAGCGAGCCCGCAAGGAGCUGCUGGAGCUGGAGGCUCUCAGUGCGGCGGUGGAGAGUACUGGUGCAGCGAAGGCUGAGGCUCAGUCCAAGUCUGAAGCUGCUAAGAUUGAGGGGGAGGCAGCUGUGCUGCAGGCCAGGCUGAAAGCAGAAGCAUUGCAGAUAGAGGCGGAAGCUGAGCUGACUCGUUUGUCGAAGGCCCGGGAACAGGAGCUGGUGUACCAGCGCGAGCAAAACAAACUGGAGAUGGAGCGGGCCACGCGGCUCGGAGAGAUCGAGACCAAGAAGUUCCAGGAUCUGGUCCAAAGCAUCGGCGCCGAUACCAUCAGAGCCAUCGCAGUGUCCGGGCCAGAACUACAGGUGAAGUUGCUGAAGGGUCUGGGUCUCCAGUCCACCCUCAUCACCGACGGCUCCUCCCCCAUCAACCUCUUCACUACCGCAAACGGCCUGCUGGGGGCGCUUCCCAAGCCGAGAGAGAAAGGAGAGGCGGAGUGAGAGAGAGGGAAGGGAACGGGGAGGGGAGGAGAGGUGGAGAGAGAGAGAGGGGGAGGGAACAGGGAGAGGGGAGAAAGAGAGAGAGAAAGGGGAGAGGGGGAGUGAGAGAGGACAGAGGAAAGUACCAAAGCAUCCAAGUAGCAGCCUCCAGUUUGCAGCAGAGUUAGAUUUACUUAAAGGUGGUGGGAUUGGAGUCAAUUCCAAUUCCUUCUUGCAAUCCAUUGUUCACACACCCUAGUCACUGUAAAUCACCUUGGAUAAAGGCGUCUGCUAAAUAAACAAAUUAAAAAAAAAAUGCUUUCAUUCAAAGCAGAUUUAAUUGACUAACAAACAGCGGCUUCAAUGGAAGUCAUUGCGUUGCCGCUGUUGUGAAAAGCUAAUUUUAACAGAACGCUCCCGAUUUCAAUUUUGAUCAAUGAUUUGUUUUGAGAUUGAUAUAAGAAAGGCAUGAAAAUUUGAAUUGGGAAUUGAUUUUAAAAAGGAAUUGAAUUGUAAAAAUCGGAAUUCACCAGAACCCUGGUCCCCUGCCUCGUUUCCUCGCAGUCUUGCUUUUCCAAAGCAUUUCUUUCUGCUGAAAAAGUCGAUUUUUAAACAAACAAGCAAGCUCUGUACUCACAGCUUGUAAUGCUGCUGAAAUAACCCUGCCUUGUAUUUUUUCUAUAUUUGAGAGGGGACCCCUGCUGUAUCCCCCUCUCUCUAAAACCGUGCCUUGUUCUUUAUUUGUUUUAUUUCGCUUGCAUUUAAGGAAUAAAAUAGAAUAAAAGACUC
Molecule: messenger RNA, 3578 nt
Organism: Acipenser ruthenus (sterlet)
Lineage: Eukaryota; Metazoa; Chordata; Actinopteri; Acipenseriformes; Acipenseridae
Gene: mvp
Product: major vault protein
Exons: 17
Coding region: 183-2810 (875 amino acids)
Cellular component (GO): nucleus; cytoplasm
Molecular function (GO): protein binding
Source: RefSeq, a predicted model, not a curated record